CUUUGGGAAAUCCCCUGUUCCCUCUCGAUAAUCUUGUACAGGCAUUAGAUGAAUGGUGGCUACCCCGGAUCUUGCUGUCAUCAUAGUUUACUGGCCUUUCAUCUCAUCCCUUCGAAGCUUUGCGUGUCGAAGUCUUGCUGCGGGGAACGCCAGCUGCCUGGCGUGAAUUUUUUACAUAAAUCACAACCUUCUGGUGUCUAGUUAUACACUGAAAGCUACCACCUUUUUUUUUUUUUGUGCAUCAUUCAGCGGAGUUUCUAUCCUGGAAUUUUUCUCAUCAGCACCCACUGCUGCUUUACUGAUACCCUUGAUCGCAACUGUGCUUGCUGCUCUUGAGUUCUUCUGAGGAUCUAUUGCAUAGAGGGGCAUUGAUUUGACCCUUACUGCCACUUUGACACAUCCCGAGCCUAGUCUCUAUCUCCAGGACCGUCCUUUUACGAAGUGAGGGACGGCCACAGCAAACUGAGACAUUUCUCCUUGCUCAUAUUCCCGCUUGUCCAUCCCUCAUAUCCUGGGAGAUCUUUCAUAAAUCCCAGAGCCUUCACUUUUCCCUGGGCUGGGGCUUCUGGGGGGGUUUAAAUCGUGCUGGCGGGUGGAAUUGUGGACAGGUGUUACGCGCACCCUGACGCGUUUGCAAGCGCCUGGUCGCGUCCAGAGUCGUUGGAACAAAUUUACUUGGUGCCCUCCAAGCAGUGCUACUCAUCUUCUUUGACCAUUCCUGCAUUUCUGUGCUCUGUGCGGUGGGUGUGUUGAGGCGUUUUUGCACUCCCUGCGACGAUUUAGCUCCGUGGGCACCUCCCCCUAAAUUUUCUUUACAACCCACGCGUUGCCUGUCUCACGCCACGGUUCUUUCGCGCACCAAAAGCCAAUCCACAACAGAACCCAACCACCAAAACCAAACAACCACUUCCAACUUCCAACCACCAUCCUCACCCAUCGCCACAUCUACUUUUACCUGUUUCCAGUAUUUAUUCUUUGCUUUUGCACAUUGCCUACAUCCGGGUUUGUCGCAGGCCAUGGCCGAGGAGGGUAAUCCAGCUGUCCCGAAGACCGCAGACUCGAAGGACGAGGUCCCCCAAACUGCAGAGACCACUGCCAAAUCUCCAGAACUGUCGCAAGCCGAUCAGGAUGUUCAAAAGCCGUCGAAGGAAGGCGAUGACGUGGCAGGCCAUGAUCAAGUCGCCGCUCCCGCCGAGGGCAAACCUGAGAAGACAGACACCACCUCCCUGGAAACCGCUGAAAUAGCUAAACCCACUGAGUCGGGAUCGCAAGAACCAGGAGCCACAAGUGAUAAUGCUGAAGCCAGGACUGGGGCGGACGAUCAAGCGACGGGUGCCAAUGGGACCCCCACAUCCGCCAAAAAGUCGUCCAAGCGCAAGUCAAUUGGCGUACCAGAGCAUCGUUCCAAGAAAAUGUCUAAAAAGAAGGCGGUGGCUCCCACUACCCAUCUCGAUGCGCAGCCAGGAGAGUACUACUUUGCUCGUCUGCGAAGCUGGCCGCCAUGGCCUGCGAUUAUCUGCGAUGAGGAAAUGUUACCUCAAAGCCUACUUGCUACACGCCCUAUUACAACCAAACAGAGCGACGGCACAUACACUGAACAUUUCAAAGAUGGAGCCAAGAGGGUCAAUGAGCGGACGUUUCCAGUCAUGUUCCUCCACACCAACGAAUUUGCAUGGAUCCCGAAUACUGACCUUGUGCCACUUGAUCCAGAACAAUGCAAGAACCCAGAGAAGGCCAAAGGCAAAGGCCUGCUUGCAGCUUAUCAGGUCGCCUCCGAAGGCCAUGAUCUCCAGCAUUUUAAGGAUAUGUUAGCAGAUCACCAACGGGCAUUGCAGGAAGAUGAGGAAGCACGAGAGGCCCGAGCAAAAGCCAAACAAGAUAAAAAAAAGCGAAAGAGCAUGGAUUUGGCGGAUGAGCGUGAAGAUGUGGAGAUGGCAGAUGUUGGUGCUGAGAAACCAAAAGCCACCAAGAAACGUAAGAAGGACGUUGAGAGCGAAGGAGAGAGCGACAAGCCCGUGAAGACUCCUAAGACAGCCACCAAGCUUAAGUUGACUACCCCCAAGGCGCCGGCCUCUAGCGAGACCGGCAAAAAGGGAGCUACUGCUAAAGCUACCAAGUCCAAGGGGCCCGGCGGCAGAAAAGCAAAACAACCUCCUCCAGCCAGCGAUGAAGAGGAGGCUGAAGAAGCCCCCAAGGAACCCGAACCGAAGGUUAAUCCCGCAGAAGCCAAGGCGAAAAGAGAGAAAGAGAUUUUCUACCUCCGUCAUCGAUUGCAAAAAGGGUUCCUCUCACGUGAUCAGGUACCGAAAGAGAGAGAAAUGGAAGCCAUGUCCAGCUAUAUCUCAAGGCUGGAUUCCUAUGACGACCUUGAAAUCAGUAUCAUCCGAAAGACCAAGAUUAGCAAGGUCCUCAAGGGCAUCAUCAAAUUGGCUGAUAUUCCUAAGGAGUCGGAAUACAAUUUCCGCGGCCGGUCAAUUGAUAUUUUGAAGAAGUGGAAGCACUGGGAUGCACCCGCUACUGAGCGCGAGGGGGACAAAACUUCGGCCGAAAAUAAAGCAAAGCCCGCUGCCAACGGGGUUCGCGAUGAAAUGAACGGUAAAGGUAGCAGUAAAGAUGAUGUCGCUGCUCCUGACACCGAUGAGGCUAUGCCUGAUGCAGAUGCUGACGAGUCUGAAAAGAAGGCGGAAGAAAAGGAACCAACUUCCUCCACUGCUGAGGAGAAGAUUGAAACUGAGCCUAUGGCUGCUUAAAAACAACAGAACCUGCAUUUGGGAUUUUGGAUGGCCAAGUUUUUGUGGAUAGGCCCCCUAUUGUUACUUUACCAACCUUCAUUCGCAAAUAGCUAAAAUCACUACAGAAGUUAAGUCGUCGGCCUGGGAAGGUUAUAGGUUGGCUUGCUUUUUAUGUCUUCCUUGUUCCUGUCAAAACAACCUGUUGUUUAGUCUUCGCGUUUGCGGUUUGUUUGCCUAUACAGGAUGGUUCGCGCUCAUUGUGCCUUUUUUUUUUUUUUUGUCUUUUCUGCGUUCUUUUUCCUUUUUCAUCAAAAUGCUGAGAUGGUCACAUAUUGUUUGUCUGGCAAUGGAGGGAAUGAUUCUGUACUUGACCUACUAUUGUUGCUUCCUAUUA
Messenger RNA from Coccidioides posadasii C735 delta SOWgp, 3126 nucleotides. RefSeq lists its product as uncharacterized. Lineage: Eukaryota; Fungi; Ascomycota; Eurotiomycetes; Onygenales; Onygenaceae. The record is from RefSeq and is a predicted model, not a curated record.